GAUGUAUAUUUGAUGGUUACAUGUACUCUGAAACCAACUACAUAGUUUAACUUAAUUGCAUAGAAGACACACACACACACACACAAAGACAUACACACUUGUUAAACAAGGGAUAAACAUAAUUACUCUGUUAUAUAGACUGCAAACGGAUAAUAAUCUUAUGCUAGCGUUUAAGUAGAUUUUUACAGGUAAUAUUGUAAUCAUGGCACUAUAUCGUUUAGCGUUCUCGUAGCAUUUAGAAUUCUCGUGUACUGUAUAUGUUUUUCUCUCUGGCACAAAAACAUUUUUAAUCGGUUUUUAUUGUCACCACGUGUCACAUAGCUUGUAUUGUCACUAUGUGCCUUAUCCGAAGAUCGCUAUAUCAAAAUUUGUGUUUGAAUCUUGAUACUGCGCUCCAAAUGACAAUUCAUGGUCAUUUUUCAUCCGUAAAUAUGAUUAUUAACGCAGUGCCAAACAAAGUGUGCUGUAUGUAGUGAUAAAAUAUGUAUAUCACAAAAAAAAAAAAAAAACGAUAAUUUAUUUGUAUCAAUAUCAAACAUUGUUUUGGCAAUGAGAAGCAUUGUACUUUAUUUCAUCGCAAAAAUUUAUAAUGAUGAUGAUGAUGAUGAUGAUGAUGAUGAUUAUGUAAGACAUUUACGGAACGCUGCAGCAGUUGAAAAUGGGUAAUGGUACUUAACAUCGAUAAAGUUCCCUGAAAGAGCAGUGGGAUUUCUUUUAUAUCUCCUGAUCAAACUCAUUCUUUUAUCAUCUAUUGAAUUUUCAGUGCAAUAAACUAUUACACUUUACAAAAAUAAAAAUAAAAAAAAUUUACGAAUGCACUAAAAUUUUACUGAAGAAGUUAUAACAGGACGAAAACUCUGUGUAUUUGAGUUUAUUCUAGAAUUUUUAUAAUUUAUGAUUUACAAAAAAAAAUUUUUUUAUUUCCGCAAUCUCUAUUGUCAUAAACAUGUCGACGCUUUUGAAAAGAUUUAUACACAAUAUAGUAAUAUAUAUAAUUAUGCGGUAAAUUAAUGUUUAUAUUGUAAUUAAUAUUCGAAAAGUAAGCUUCAGAAGCAUGUAAUAGUUUAUAUCUAAAGCGUUUGCGCUUUUUGUGUGAAAUUUCAAACAAACUUCCAUAAAUAACUUCUCAUUCAUGCGCAUGUCGCUUGUGUCAUAAAUAUAUCCUAACCUAACCUAACCUAAACCUAAACUGAUUCAACCAAAUCUGACAGUUAUAACGUACUCGGCGAGUGUCAACGAUCAGCUGAUCGCAAAAUACAAACUAUAAUAGACGUUUGUGGUGUAGCAAAAUGGAAACUUGAUUAUGUACAUUCUGUAUCUCUUUACGUAAAUCUCACAAAUAAUAUCACUAUCUUCAAAUGAUAACAACUAACUAUUUCGACAAUUUAUAUAGUUCCUCACACUCUUCAUUUCAAGUCAAGUAAAAUAAAUUGAGAACAAAAAUGCAGAGAGAAACGAAGUGCGAAAAUUUAAACUGAUUGAACGGAUCUAUUUAUCGUUUACACUUCAAAACACACAAUAUCUAACUUAUAUAUAACAAAUUAAUUAGAUACUCUAUUAUAUAUAAAAUAACGAGCGCUGUGACUUGCGAUUUAACCUUGGUGAAUCCAAGACUGCUCCGAUUCGAACUCAUGACCUACCUACCAUUUAACUUUAAAUUUCACUCUCGUGGAAAAUUUUUUGUUAGAGCGAACGUGCUGAUGUUUCUGCUCGUGUCAGCAUUUGUAUUUUUGUGCGUGCAUUAUCUGUCAGCACGAAAAUGUUCACCGGACAAACGAGUUCUGGACAAUAAGCCCAAGUACAGACUGAUUGUUCUGAUCCUUAGCGGUUUGGAUAAUCUGGAACGUCGAGAUAUCAUUAGGAAGACCUGGCUCGCCGAUCAUGGCCAGGGAACUACGGCGAAGUACUUCUUCGUUCUCGGUACUCAAGAUAUUUUACCGGAGCAAAGAAACACUCUGCAAUCAGAGAAGGAGAAGUUUGACGAUCUAAUGCUACUGCCCAGAUUACAAGACUCUUAUAACACACUGACGAAAAAAGUGCUUUACGCACUCAAAGAAACUUACGAGCGCUACAACUUUGACUACUUGCUGAAGUGCGAUGACGAUUCUUAUGUCUUGGUGCACAGAAUUCUGAAGGAAUUGGACAGGUGGGAGAGCAAAGGUACUAGAAGAGAAUUAUACUGGGGCUUCUUCAACGGGCGAGCACAGGUGAAGAGAAGUGGUCCCUGGAAAGAAACAGAUUGGAUAAUGUGUGACUAUUAUUUGCCUUAUGCUCUGGGCGGCGGAUACGUCUUGUCCUACAAUCUCGUCAAGUUUAUUGCCAACAAUGCGGACAUUCUAAAGCUGUACAAUUCGGAAGAUGUCUCGGUCGGUCUGUGGUUAGCGUCGUUGGCGAAUAUCGAGAGAAAACACGACGUACGCUUCGACACGGAGUACAGAUCCCGUGGAUGUUCCAAUCAGUACAUAAUCACUCAUAAGCAGACGAUUCAAAGUAUGCGAAGUAUGCACGAGUAUUACCAAGUUUCUGGGGCGCUUUGUCCCAAAGAAAUAAGGAAUCGUAUGAGUUAUCAGUACAAUUGGACUGCACCACCUAGUCAGUGUUGCAACAGACAAUCCGGGAUCCCUUAAUAUCACGGACAGCAUAUUCUCUAGUCACACUUUUUGAUACUCGCUCAAUGUUCCAAUAUCUUGCUUCAUUCUGUAAAUAUAAAAGAACUGUAAGCAGUGCUAUAUUAAGCCAUUAGAACAUUCAUUUAGGUGCAAACAUUUUAUUUAUAUUUACUAUAAAUUUAUGUUUAUUUAUAUAUACUAUAAAUUUAUAGUUUUAAUAUUAAGUCAUUAUGUUAAUUGCGUCCACAUAAAAAUGUAUUCUAAGCAAUAUUAUUGAACAAGAGCAGAAAAGAUUUAUAGUUCUAUAAACUCCUACAAUCCUCAAUAGAUCCUUAAUUUGAAUUUUAUUUGUGGGAACGCUGUUGCAACCGUGAAAACCGCUCGUAAAUACAUUUUGCAAAUACCAGCAAUGAAUAGACAUCUAUAAAUAUGAAUACAAUGAAAUUUUAUUGAAACAUUUUAGUUAUACAUAGGAUGUACAUUUAAAAAUGUGAAACAUACAAACUGUAGUAAUUUUAUACCAAGAUUAAAACUAUAAGAAUACAAAAUGUUAAUGCGUGCGCUAAAAAAAAAAAAAAGGAUAUAAGAAUAGGGAACUAAAUUUUCUUUCAAUAAUGAAAUUUUUCCAAUUGUUCUCUGUGUUCGUACGCGCAAAAAUAUUCCACAUAUACCUUAAUACAUAAUAUAAGAAUGUUUCAGAAUUAGGCAAAAUUUUAACAAUAGCUUUCUCAUUAAUAUAAAUUUAGAAACGAGAUUUUAAUGCCAAAAUGUCGAAGCUGUUUAAAUAAAUGGAUUUAUUUUGUCGCAAGAAUGACAUCUUGGCGCAGAAACAAUAUAUUUGUGUGCUACUACUGUUAAUAGAUAAAUACAUUUUGUGUCACAUUAGAUUUAACAAGUACGAGACAAUCUUCGUGACAAGGCUUGUGAGAAAAAUCAAAAUAAAUAACAUAUAUAGAUAUAUGUAUAUAUAUAUGUAUAUUAAAAAAC
This is a messenger RNA of Pseudomyrmex gracilis, 3596 nucleotides long. It is a transcript of the gene beta3GalTII, whose product is annotated as beta-1,3-galactosyltransferase 6. The transcript is spliced from 2 exons. Bases 1632 to 2627 code for a protein of 331 amino acids. NCBI's taxonomy places the organism in Eukaryota, Metazoa, Arthropoda, Insecta, Hymenoptera, Formicidae. Gene Ontology annotation, cellular component: membrane. Gene Ontology annotation, molecular function: UDP-galactosyltransferase activity. Gene Ontology annotation, biological process: glycosaminoglycan biosynthetic process. The record is from RefSeq and is a predicted model, not a curated record.